Paramecium tetraurelia is the source of this 456-nucleotide messenger RNA. RefSeq lists its product as uncharacterized. The record is from RefSeq and is a predicted model, not a curated record. The transcript has 3 exons. Lineage: Eukaryota; Ciliophora; Oligohymenophorea; Peniculida; Parameciidae.
AUGCUUAACGAAAGUUUAGAAUCUGACAAGGAGAUCGAUCCAGAAAAAGAAAGACAAAGAUUAAUGAUCAAGAGAUAGAAGUCAAUAGAGGAGAGUCUCCAAUUAAAUGUCAAAGAUCACAUCAUUAAAUUAGAAAAUUACUUGGUUGAAUUGAAAAAAGACUUAGAAAACAGCAAAAAAGAAAUGGCGAAUUUAAGAAUGGAAAUUUCGACUGUGAAGAAUAAUCACGGAACAAUGAGUGAUGAUCUAAGUACAUUUAUACAAAAUGAUGCAAAAAGACUUCUAAAUGAAACUUACAAGAAAUCUUAAGAUGCAUAACACGAUAGUGAAUUUUUAGAUGCUUAAUUAAAUGUAUUGAAAAGCGAUAAAGACAAAUUAUUAGAUGUUACAACUACAUUGGAAAAAAGAAUUGUGUCAUGUGAAACAGAUGUAGGAUUUAAACAUGUUUAUGAUUGA